GAAUUAUGAAUUUAUAACUUAUCAUUCAGAUUAAAUAUAAUUUCAAUUAAUCUCCACUUAAAACCUCAGAUAACACAUUUUAAAUAAAAGCGUUGAUUUGUUGGGGAAAUCAUCAGUGUUUCGAGUGUUGUGAUUCGGACAUUAAAAAACCAAAAUGAAAUACUUCAUCACCUUCGCAUUGAUCGCUGCCGUGGCGUCGGCCGCCAUCAUCAGGCCCGCUCAGGUCCAGAACUUCCCCGAGGGAAGCAAGGACCCCCUUGUCCAGAUCAUCGUCAACGUCAUCGGUGCUUCUGAAAAUGUGGAGGUUCCCGCCAUCUCUGCGCCCGCCAUCGCCGGCCCUGCUCUGCCUGAGGCUGCCCCUGCCGUGCCUACUCCCAUCAUUGACGCGCCUACACCGAUCACCGUAGUUGAGGGUGCCCCCACCCCCAUCACCGUUGUUGAGGCCGCACCCACCCCCAUCACCGUUGUUGAGGCCGCCCCCUCCCCCAUCACCGUGGUUGAGGCCGCCCCCUCUCCCAUCACCGUUGUUGAGGCCGCCCCCUCCCCCAUCACCGUGGUUGAGGCCGCCCCCUCUCCCAUCACCGUUGUAGAGGCCGCCCCCUCUCCCAUCACCGUGGUUGAGGCCGCCCCCUCUCCCAUCACCGUUGUAGAGGCCGCCCCCUCUCCCAUCACCGUUGUUGAGGCCGCUCCCUCUCCCAUCACUGUUGUUGAGGCCGCCCCCUCUCCCAUCACUGUUGUUGAGGCCGCCCCCUCUCCCAUCACCGUUGUUGAGGCCGCCCCCUCUCCCAUCACUGUUGUUGAGGCCGCCCCCUCUCCCAUCACUGUUGUUGAGGCCGCCCCCUCUCCCAUCACCAUCGUUGAGGCCGCUCCCUCUCCCAUCACUGUUGUUGAGGCCGCCCCCUCUCCCAUCACUGUUGUUGAGGCCGCCCCCUCUCCCAUCACCGUUGUUGAAGCCGCCCCCUCUCCCAUCACUGUUGUUGAGGCCGCUCCCUCCCCCAUCUCCGUAGUUGAGGCCGCCCCCUCUCCCAUCACUGUUGUUGAGGCCGCCCCCUCUCCCAUCACUGUUGUUGAGGCCGCCCCCUCUCCCAUCACCGUUGUUGAGGCCGCUCCCUCUCCCAUCACUGUUGUUGAGGCCGCCCCCUCUCCCAUCACUGUUGUUGAGGCCGCCCCCUCUCCCAUCACUGUUGUUGAGGCUGCUCCCUCCCCUAUCUCCGUAGUUGAGGCCGCCCCCUCUCCCAUCACCGUUGUUGAGGCCGCCCCCUCUCCCAUCACUGUUGUUGAGGCUGCUCCCUCCCCUAUCUCCGUAGUUGAGGCCGCCCCCUCUCCCAUCACCGUUGUUGAGGCCGCCCCCUCUCCCAUCACUGUUGUUGAGGCCGCCCCCUCUCCCAUCUCCGUGGUUGAGGCCGCCCCCUCUCCCAUCGCUGUGAUUGCCCCUGAGAACCUCAACUAAGUUAACUCAAAAGUCUUACAAAAGGCAUAUAAUAAUAAGUUCGAAAUAGUAUUUUGUAUUUUAACGUAAAGUUAUAGAAAUAUAUUACUAAUUUGAAUUUA
This is a messenger RNA of Plutella xylostella (diamondback moth), 1551 nucleotides long. Lineage: Eukaryota; Metazoa; Arthropoda; Insecta; Lepidoptera; Plutellidae. The record is from RefSeq and is a predicted model, not a curated record.